CUGUCAUCUGCCAACUUCCUACUUCCGAAAUUCCCACAUCGUUGAUCCGCCAUCUUGAUCGUUGGAUCAUACGUCAGACACAACAGCAGGAAUACAUUUAAUUUGCUGAUAUCAUCUGUGGCAAGACAAAAAGAACUCGGGAUGGCUGAUGAACUUGAUGUUGAAGCUAUGCUUGAGGCUCCAUAUAAGAAAGAGGAAGAAGGAAAAGUUGAAAGAUCUUCGUCUUCAUCAAAGAAAGAGAAGAAAAAGAAGAGAAGCAGGAGCAGAGAAAGGAGCAAAGAGAGGAAAAGGUCUCGAAGUCGUGAGAAGACUUCAAAAGUGAAAGACAGACGGUCAAAAAGCCGUGAGAGAAGUCCAAAAUACAGAGAUAGGAGAUCUCGGAGCAGAAGUAAGGACAGAAGACGAAGAGAAAAGGAAAGAGAUCGCCGCAGGAGCCGAAGUAGAGACAGAGACCAUGAACGUCGCAGGAGAAGCCGGUCCCCUCGGAGGAGAAGAAGCAGGAGUGCCCAAAGAACUGAUCAACCACAUGCUGAUAAAGAGAGAACGGAUCAACCUCAUGCUGAUAAAGGAAGAGAGCCAGAGUUGACCCCAGAGGAAAGAGACAUCCGUACUGUGUUCUGUAUGCAGUUAUCUGCUCGUAUAAGGCCCAGAGAUUUGGAGGAGUUUUUCUCUUCUGUUGGCAAGGUUCGGGAUGUGCGUCUUAUAACAGACAACAAAACACGCAGGUCUAAAGGCAUAUCAUAUGUGGAGUUUGCUGAUCCUGAGUCUGUUCCUCUAGCACUUGCAUUAGCAGGGCAGAAGUUGCUAGGAGUUCCCAUUCUGGUGCAGCCAUCUCAGGCAGAGAAGAACAGGGCCCAGCCCGCUGUUGCACCUGCACCGCAAAAAGCCAGCGAAGGACCUCUCAGGCUUUAUGUGGGCUCCCUGCAUUUUAACAUUACAGAAGAUAUGCUACGGGGUAUAUUUGAGCCAUUCGGAAAGAUUAUUGACAUAAAGAUCAUGAGAGAUCAUGAAACACAGCGGUCGCUUGGGUUUGGAUUCAUUAGUUUUGCAAAUGCUGAUGAUGCCAAAAAGGCUCUGGAUCAACUGAAUGGCUUUGAACUAGCAGGACGCCCCAUGAAAGUUGGCCAUGUCACAGAGAGAUCUUCAGAAAAUGGUCAGGGCGGCGGUCAGGGAGGGCAGCUGGACACAGAUGAAAUGGACAGGGCUGGCAUUGAUCUUGGAGCCACAGGCAGAUUACAACUUAUGGCCAAAUUAGCUGAAGGCACAGGCUUUGAGAUCCCACCAUAUGCUGCCAGUGCUCUAAACAGUCUGACACAUGCAUCUGUGACAAUCGGAGGCACUCCAGUGAACCCACAGACUCCUCAGCCUCUGCAGGCUGGUGUGCAGUCCAAUAUAGCAGCAGCCCCGGGAGCCCAGCCACAAGCCCCAGCCACUUCUGUCGUCACCAAUGCGCCACCUAUCGCUACUCAGUGUUUCAUGCUCUCGAACAUGUUUGAACCACUUACAGAAACAAGAACUACAUGGGAUCAAGAGAUCCGAGAUGAUGUGAUUGACGAGUGCAACAAACAUGGUGGUGUGCUGCACAUUUAUGUGGACAAGAACUCCCCCCAAGGCAAUGUUUAUGUAAAGUGCCCAAGCAUAUCGGCAGCUGUUGCUUCAGUCAAUGCAUUGCAUGGAAGAUACUUUGCCGGUCGGGUAAUAACAGCAGCUUAUGUCCCUUUGCCCAACUACCACAACCUGUUUGCUGAAUCAGUGCGAGCCAACCAGCUUCUCAUGCCAUCAUCACAAGCUCUCUCUGCCUCGUAUCAGACGGGAUUCAUGGCACAGCCACCAAUGAGAUAAAAGUAGCUUACUGUUACUGAAUGUGGCCUAAGAUGUUGAACGGGUUUCUACUGAUCUUACUUUGCUGGUGCAGUGCAAUGACAUUCAUGUUGACAAAGAUGCAGUCAGGCCAUUUGCUGUAUCACUUUAUGUUGUACAAAACAUUCUUUCACAUGUAUGGAAGUGUGCCAGUCACCAGUAUAGGUACAGGAUUUUGCGCAUAGAGAUGUGCAAGACGUACAAGUGGGUAUGCUAUGAAGGGACACUGCUCACUACGCUAUUGUUGAUUGUGUUGGGGGGGUUGGAGGUUUUUUUGUUUUGUAAACAAGGUACCUGUGUUUGUAUUUCUAUCUUCAUAAAGGAAGUGUCGGGAUCUAGUGCUUUUGCAGGUUCCUCUUCAUCCCUCCUUGCGUCCAAAUUGCGAGCUUAAAAUGUCACGAUUAAAGUUACAAAACGAUGAUGUUUUUUGCUCAGGGGUCUCUGUGAAAGUCCAGUGCUGUUGUUGUGUGUUGAUAAUGACACACUGGUGUCAUAUUUUGUAUUGUCCACUCUGUAUGUACACCAAAUUUCCCAAGAAACUUAAAUAUUUUGGUUGGUAUGUUAGUAUGAGAAAGCUGCAUGAUGUUAACCGGUCUGGUGUGUCUGAAAUCCAUGAUAGUGUACAUUACAAAAUCAGGAGUAAUAGUUUUCAAGCUUCUUUGUAUCCGUUUUGCUCAGUAUGAGAAAAAAAAAUGUUUUGCAUAAUCAUUAACAAAAACUAAAUUAAGUGCGAAUAGGUCAGUUUUGGUUGUGUCCAUAAGUGUUCAUUUAGACCCAAACAGGUUAAUUGUCUUUGUCCCCUUCAUUGUUACGGCAGGGGCUUCAUGGACUAAUAAAAAACUACAUAUGUCA
Aplysia californica (California sea hare) is the source of this 2712-nucleotide messenger RNA. Its product is annotated as RNA-binding protein 39. The record is from RefSeq and is a predicted model, not a curated record. The transcript is spliced from 14 exons. Gene Ontology annotation, molecular function: RNA binding. NCBI's taxonomy places the organism in Eukaryota, Metazoa, Mollusca, Gastropoda, Aplysiida, Aplysiidae. Gene Ontology annotation, biological process: mRNA processing. Bases 142 to 1842 code for a protein of 566 amino acids. Gene Ontology annotation, cellular component: nucleus.